Tuber aestivum (summer truffle) is the source of this 1454-nucleotide messenger RNA. NCBI's taxonomy places the organism in Eukaryota, Fungi, Ascomycota, Pezizomycetes, Pezizales, Tuberaceae. The record is from the annotation of a GenBank genome assembly.
GACUACCUCCCACCCAACCCAAGAAAACGGAGAAAACACCCGAGGCUCAAGACAAGAGCUUUGCAUGUGGUAAUCCCCUAUCACGUCAAACCGUCACCCACUUUCGCGCCCUCCCAUCGAAAUCCCCUCCGCCAUAGCCACCCUUUCUUUCCCCCGCCUCGACACCCACCCCUCUACCGUAUUCCGCCCGUGGCACUAGGAUCCGUGGACCAGACAUAGGGGAGAAGGAUGGAGGGGGGGAUAGGGUUGUGAAAGGGCUAUAUAAUCUGACGAAAUACCUACCUACCCUCCAUACCAGAUCGCACAUAUCGUAACCCACCCCUGCGGUACAGCACACCCUCAGAAUACUGCCUCGAAACAUCACUCUCCCACCACGAUGUCGACUGGGAAGGUCUCGGGUGUAACUGAAGUCGGGAAGAACGCAGACAUCCCAUACGCAACUCCUGAAUGCCCCGUCACGAAGAUUCGAACGCCAUAUGUGCCCAGCGAGAAGGACUUGGAGGCUGUCCCCAACCCUGGUUUCCUCCCCGCUUUUCGUUCCCCUUCUUUCUCUCCUUCACCUUGCUAAUUGAUGCACGAUUCUCUAGGAACCCCCCGAGCGAACAUAGCACCAACAACCACUGCACCCCACGGGACCACAAAAGACAACUGGGCCAAAUCCCACUCUCACCAAUCCGUCCUCCACCAGCACUGUGCAUUCUGGGACCCGGAUGGAGACGACAUAGUCUGGCCGCGCGAUACAUACCUUGGUUUUCGCGCCAUUGGAUUCGGCGUCAUCCUCUCUGCGAUAUCCAUGGUCCUCAUCCACGGGGCUCUCUCAUGGGCCUCCACGGAUGGGAUAGUUCCAGACCCGUUCUUCAGGAUAUAUCUAAAGAAUAUAUACCGUUGCAAGCACGGCAGUGAUACCGGGACUUACGAUUCCGAAGGACGGUUCGUGCCACAGAAGUUUGAGGACUUUUUUGCAAAGUACGGGGAUGGGGAGAGGGUUAGCAAAAGGCAAAUUUGGGAUGGCAUUAGCGCACAGAGGUGUGCAGCAGACUUUUUUGGCUGGACGGCAGAGGCUUUCGAGUGUGAGUGCUCUCAUAUAAUGUCUCGUGUGCAUUGCAUUGAGGGAUUAAUGGGGUUGGGACGCAGGGACUGCUACAUAUUUAUUACUCUGGCCCGAGGACGGAAUCUUGAGAAAGGAAGAUGUGAGAGGGAUUUACGACGGGAGUAUUUUUCCGGAGCUGGCGGGGAAGCGGACUACUGGACUACCAAGGGGAAAGAAGAUUCAUUGAUUCUUCACCAGGGAGUUGCGGGAUAGCGGAGAUUCGGGAUUAUUGGGUUCCCGGUUCUGUAGUGAAAGUAUUUGGAGUUUGUAGCUGCAAGGAAUAUCAUGAGUAAUAGCCAGAGGAUUGUUUAUCAGCAUUAUUUGAAUCUGAAUCUUCUUCAUCGUCAAUGAAGGUGAUUGCUUU